This is a messenger RNA of Besnoitia besnoiti, 795 nucleotides long. RefSeq lists its product as uncharacterized. Lineage: Eukaryota; Apicomplexa; Conoidasida; Eucoccidiorida; Sarcocystidae. Bases 1 to 795 code for a protein of 264 amino acids. The transcript has a single exon. The record is from RefSeq and is a predicted model, not a curated record.
AUGAUGCCGCAGCGCCCCUCUUCGCCGCACCAGCUCGUGGCGCCGUCUGUCCAGGACUGGAGCGCCGACCGCGGCUGUUCACCCUCGUCGCGUCGCGGCAGCGACCCCGAAGAGACUCCCGCAAGUCUGUCAGACGCGUGCGACAAGCCGCUGCCCUCGCCCAGCCCCCUCGCCGCCGAGCGCGCUGAGGACUCUCCGGGCGAAGGCGACGCAGGGGACAACGACGACGAGGCGCCGGAACAAGACGGCGCGACUGCGCAGGGCGGACAGACUGCGCAGCAGCGAGAGGGCGAGAGGGCGGCGGAGGGCUACGCGAGGGGAGUUGCGAGCUUGUCGGAGUCGUCUGCGGCGCAGUGCGCGAAGCGGAGGCGCGAGGGUUCCCCGGCAUUGCGGCCGCGGCGCCGGGGGGCCUCUGUAGUCUCCUUUCGGGCUCCGCGUGCGCGCGCCGAGUUCGAGGAGACGACACCGCACCGCCGCCGAGGGGCGGACUGCGCGCGCCGAAGCAGCUUUGCGGACGCCGCCAGUCCCGUUCCCGCGGCCUCGCCGACCAGCACGCCGCGCCUUGAGAAGCAGCGCAGGCGCCGGAGCGAAGAGGCCGAACGCACACCCGCGGAACACGAACCCGGGGCGCCGUCCAACGCACACGCAGACAAGGAAUGGGAAGCGAAGGAAGGAGAGAGGGAAGACGCGAAGGAAGAAGACGCCCUCGCGAACUCUGACGAAGAAGACGCGCCCCCCCUCAGCGGCUUCUCGCGGCCGCCCGCUCAAAUGCGCAGUGCAGUCGAGGGAGCUUGA